This is a messenger RNA of Phalacrocorax carbo (great cormorant), 984 nucleotides long. NCBI's taxonomy places the organism in Eukaryota, Metazoa, Chordata, Aves, Suliformes, Phalacrocoracidae. The record is from RefSeq and is a predicted model, not a curated record.
CCGCCAAUGCUCAGGCUGAGGCGGGCACCGGCGCCGGGCGGGGCGGGCGGAGCCGCAGCCGCCGCCAUGGGGCUGCUCAACUUCACCCGCGACCCGGUGCCGGAGGCGGUGAGCGGCGACAUGCACAACCUCAACCAGCUCAGCGCCCAGCAAUUCUCAGCGCUGACUGAAGUGCUCUUCCGCUUUCUAACAGAGCCCAAGGAGCAGGUAGAAAGGUUUCUGUCUCAGCUCUCAGACUUUGCCGCCAUGAAUAAAAUCAGCUUGGGCCCCCUGAAAAACAUUGUCAAAAGUAUUCUUCUGGUACCAAAUGGUGCCUUGAAGAGGAAUUUGUCUUCCGAACAAGUCAGAGCAGAUUUUAUUGCUCUAGGCCUCAGUGAAGAGAAAGCCAGUUAUUUUGCAGAACAGUGGAAGGUGAAUUCCCCCACCCUAACACGCCUGGCUGUUGGUCAGACGCUGAUGAUUAACCAGCUGAUAGAUAUGGAGUGGAAGUUUGGAGUGACUGCUGGGAGCAGUGAACUGGAAAAAGUGGGAAGUAUCUUCUUACAGCUGAAACUGGUGAUUAAAAAAGGGACCCAAAUGGAAAACGUAUAUAUAGAGUUAACUUUACCCCAGUUCUACAGUUUUCUGCAUGAAAUGGAACGGGUCAAAAACAGUCUGGAAAGCUUCAGCUGAAACCGCAUGGGCCUGACCUGACGUCUGUCCAGGGUGUUUAACCUUUCCUUGUGGGCCCACAGAUCAGCUCUUUCCCAGCUGACUGUAGCACCCUUAGGAGAGAAGACAAGGCUUGUGCAACAAGCAGUGAUGUCAUGGCCCAGAAGGACUCAUCAAUCCUUCAAAUCCUGAAACUUCAGCAAGUGUUUCAAAGCAGCUACAAGUCCACUUAUCUCUUUUUUUUUCUUAAUACUAUUAUGGGAAAUUGCAGUCAGAAAUAUGUGGAUAUUUGUAUUAAAAUAGCGAAGAAAUAAACCCAUUCCCAUCCCGCUC